AUGAUUCUGGAUCUUUUCCUUGAGCACCCAUGGGCGUACCUGACAGCUGCCGUCGUGGGACUACUUGUGACGAAGCUCCUCGUCAACAAGUACGGUAAUGGCUUGAACGGAAUCCCCGGACCAGCUUUGGCGUCCUUCACUGAUCUCUGGCGCUUUCUCGACGUGUAUAGAAGGCGACCAGAAGUGACGCAGAUUGCUCUACAUGAGAAGUACGGCACCGUCGUGAGACUCGGUCCCAACACAGUAUCGAUCGCGGAUCCAGCUGCUAUACAGACAAUCUACGCUCACAACUCGGGAUAUACCAAGUCAGAUUUCUAUCCGGUGCAGCAGACCAUCAACAAGAGUGGCAAGAGACUCAUCACCCUCUUCACCUCACAAGAUGAAAAGUUCCACUCACAGCUUCGACGUUCUGUAUCAAAUGCUUAUGCCAUGAGCACUCUCGUUCAGUUCGAACCAUUCGUCGACUCCACUACCACCGAGUUCUUCAAACAACUUGAUCAACGAUAUGCCAACCAAAACGACGUACUUGACUUUGGAACAUGGCUACAGUACUAUGCCUUCGACGUCAUCGGGGAGCUAACAUACUCCAAGAGACUAGGCUUUGUGGACCAUGGAAAAGACGUGGAUAAUACUAUUGGGAAUCUUGAAUGGUUGCUCAACUAUGCAGCACCUGUCGGACAACUGCCAAUCCUCGAUAGCUUACUCCUCAAGAACCCAUUAAGGCUACAGCUUACAAAAUGGGGCUUCACAAACUCAUCAUCACCCGUGGCCAUCUUCGCGCGCAACCGAAUGCUCGCCCGCGUUGAUCCCGAAAAGCUAGGCGACAUGAAGUUUGACCAAGACAAUGGCCGCCGAGACUUUCUCUCACGCUUCCUCGAAGCCAACCAGAAAGACCCGGAGUUCAUGAAUAACGAUCGAGUGCUCGCUCUGACUGUAGCAAAUAUGUUUGCAGGCUCUGAUACAACAGCGAUCACUUUCCGAGCUAUCUUUUAUUAUCUCAUGAAGAACCCCGCUGAUAUGAAGACUUUGAUGGCUGAGCUUGCAGAGGAAGAAAAAGCCGGCCGAUUUGCCCGCGAAGAUGGCCUUGUCAGUUGGAACGAAGUCCGAGACCUCCCUUUCCUCAACGCUGUUGUCAAAGAAGCUCUUAGAUGCCAUCCCGCUGCAGGUCUCAUGCUAGAGCGUAUUGUCCCCGCACGAGGCCUCGACGUCAACGGCCAUCAUAUCCCCGGUGGCACCAUUGUUGGAGUCAACGCUUGGGUUCUACAUCGCAACAAGGAUAUUUUCGGACAUGAUGCAGAUCGAUGGAGACCUUCGAGAUGGAUUGAAGCUUCGACUGAGCAGAAGAGACGGAUGGAGAACUAUAUGUUUGCAUUUGGUGCGGGUUCGAGGACUUGCAUUGGAAAGAACAUCAGCUUGUUGGAGAUGUACAAGAUGGUACCGGCUUUAUUGAGACGAUACGAGGUAAGUUUCAGUGUCGAUUGAAGUGCCCUUUACUGAGACGUUGGGUCUAGCUUGAGUUCCCGUCGGCGGAUAACACAUGGCAUUUGAACAAUGCAUGGUUCGUGAAACAGAGCAACUUUAAUGUUCGGCUUAGGCGGAAGCACAAACUAUCAUUUCUUCCAGACGAGAGACAAGAUUGAGCUACUACGGAAGUAAGGGAUCAUCCAAUUGAUAGCGUGAUGUACAUAAAGCUAUUCUUAAGAGAACAUUC
Fusarium odoratissimum NRRL 54006 is the source of this 1711-nucleotide messenger RNA. RefSeq lists its product as uncharacterized. NCBI's taxonomy places the organism in Eukaryota, Fungi, Ascomycota, Sordariomycetes, Hypocreales, Nectriaceae. The coding region runs from base 1 to 1482 and encodes 493 amino acids. The transcript has 4 exons. Gene Ontology annotation, molecular function: heme binding; monooxygenase activity; iron ion binding. The record is from RefSeq and is a predicted model, not a curated record.